This is a messenger RNA of Lachancea lanzarotensis, 561 nucleotides long. Its product is annotated as LALA0S02e10572g1_1. Lineage: Eukaryota; Fungi; Ascomycota; Saccharomycetes; Saccharomycetales; Saccharomycetaceae. The coding region runs from base 1 to 561 and encodes 186 amino acids. The transcript has a single exon. The record is from RefSeq and is a predicted model, not a curated record.
AUGGCAACAACAGAGCUGGUACAGUGCUUCGAACAGGAUGCAGAAGAAUAUUUGGGCCGUUUGCGGUUCCGCCGUCGACUGCGGUCGUGGCUGUCAGGAUCAACGACACCUUGGACAAGUUGCCUGGAGAAAGAAGAAAAACACAGCACCCUGGAGUUCAGCUAUGACACGGAACAGCUUGAGUUGCUGCUACUUUUGAACGGACUAAAGACUGUAUCCCCGUCCAACGAUGGGAUUUCUCCCAUGACCACACAAACCUUCCCUGGAGAUAUCAAAGAUGAGCAGCAAGCUGCGCUUCCGCGACCACUCAGAAGACGUGGUGUUUUUGAGUUGGCCCAUCGUCUAAAGAAUGCCUUACGCAGAUCGCGCAAAAGUGAUGUCCCACACGAAAAUUGCAAGGAAACGAAUGGUCAAAACGACUUUCUGGCUGUGCUAGGAGAAACGAAAGAUAUCGCUGUCGAGUCAGAAUCCAGAAGUUCCAAGCGCAACGAAAACUCGCCAGAAUCGUGCGUGGCACCGUCCACAAACGUUCUCACCCUGCUGCAAAAGAUCAAAAGUUAA